AUGAGUGGCAACAGCGAGGAAAGUAGAUGGCGCGGGCCCAAUCGCCAGUCAUCGCAGCGCAACUCUGGCAAUGGCAGGAAUGCUGGUGGACAGGGAGGUUCCCGAGGUGGAAAUGCUUCCUGGGCGUCUUCGAGCCCAUCGCAAGACCAGCAUGUCCCUGUUUGCGGCUUUAACGCCACCGAGGCUAAGAACGUUCUGAAGAGAGCGCGAUGCAAUACAUUGUCUAAUAUGCCAAUUCCACAGAACCGAAACCACUCUUCUAUAAGCCGACGGGAAAAGAUGCGAACAACCAACGAGGACCAUGGGGCGCGAAGGGUAUCAAACACAAUGGCCAAUGGAAAGGACUUCUUUAUUGAGCUUCGCAAGCAGGUUGCCGCGCGGCAACGAGACGGCCCUCCCGUCGGUGGCUGA
This is a messenger RNA of Penicillium macrosclerotiorum, 411 nucleotides long. RefSeq lists its product as uncharacterized. The coding region runs from base 1 to 411 and encodes 136 amino acids. NCBI's taxonomy places the organism in Eukaryota, Fungi, Ascomycota, Eurotiomycetes, Eurotiales, Aspergillaceae. The record is from RefSeq and is a predicted model, not a curated record. The transcript has 4 exons.